This is a messenger RNA of Rhododendron vialii, 1967 nucleotides long. RefSeq names its product pentatricopeptide repeat-containing protein At4g21705, mitochondrial-like. The transcript is spliced from 2 exons. Gene Ontology annotation, molecular function: protein binding. The coding region runs from base 173 to 1543 and encodes 456 amino acids. The record is from RefSeq and is a predicted model, not a curated record. NCBI's taxonomy places the organism in Eukaryota, Viridiplantae, Streptophyta, Magnoliopsida, Ericales, Ericaceae. Gene Ontology annotation, cellular component: mitochondrion.
ACUUAACUUACUUUUUUCUUUGUUUAAGAAAAAUAGUCAUUUCACUAUUAAGCCAAAAUUGGCCAAAACCCUGAAAACUGGAAAACCCUCAGAACUUCAGCUAAACCACUGUUCAUCAUCCGCAUUCCGCACCAAAACACCGUCCCAAACACAGUCUCUCAUAGCUUCAACAAUGCUCGCAAUCUUCAAGAAAUCGAACCCAAACCCUAACUAUCCCUGGGUUUUUCUCACAAGAACUUACUCUACAGGUUCGUACCCGAGGCAUAACCUCUAUUCCCGAAUUAGCCCCCUCGGGAACCCUAAUUUCAGUAUGGUUCCGGUCCUCGAUCAAUGGGUUCACGAGGGUGAAAAGGUCAGAGAAUCCAAUCUUCGGAGCAUCAUUCGCGAUCUCCGCGGCCGCAAGCGGUACUCUCACGCACUCGAGAUUUCUGAGUGGAUGAGUAGUAAAGGUCUCUGCCCAUUUUCACCAGGUGACCGUGCCGUGCAGCUGGAUUUAAUUGGUAGGGUCCGUGGGUCCAAUGCAGCAGAGAGCUACUUUGAUAUGUUGAAUGAACAUGAAAAAAUCGGCAACAUGUACGGCGCUCUCUUGAACUGUUACGUAAGAGAAGGCCUCGUUGAUAAGUCCACUUCCCAUAUGCAAAAGAUGAAGGAAAUGGGUUUUGGUUCUGCUCUCAAUUACAAUGAUAUCAUGUGCCUCUUUACCCACACUGGCCAACUUGAAAAAAUCCCCGAUGUGCUCUCAGACAUGAAGAAUGAUGGCGUCUCUCCUGAUAUCUUCAGCUAUAGAAUUUGCAUUAACUCUUAUGGGGCCAGAUCUGAUCUUAAAAAUAUGGAGAAGCUUCUGAAAGAAAUGGAAAAUCAACCUCACAUUUCCAUAGACUGGAUUACUUAUUCCACUGUGGCCAAUAUAUACAUAAAAGCCGGUAGCAAAGAGAAAGCACUUAUUUAUUUGAAGAAACUAGAAGCGCAGCUACAAAAAGACCCGCGUGGGUACAAUCACCUGAUCUCAUUCUAUGCAAGCCUUGGAAAUAAAGGUGAGGUAAGGAGAUUGUGGGGCCUCCAAAAAGGGGCUUGUAAGAAGCAAAUAAACCGUGACUAUGUAACCAUGUUGGGUUCUCUUGUGAAACUUGGUGAGCUUGAAGAAGCUAGGGUGUUGCUUCAAGAGUGGGAAUCAUCUUGCCAGUUUUACGAUUUCCGUGUUCCCAAUGUUCUCCUUAUUGGCUACUGUCAAAAGGGUUUGAUUGAGAAAGCUGAGGGGUUGCUUCAGGAGAUUAUGGAGAGAGGGAAGACUCCGAUACCUAAUAGCUGGGCAAUCAUUGCUGCUGCAUAUUCAGAUAAGGGCAAUAUGGAGAAGACGUUUGAGUGCAUGAAGAAUGCCUUGGAAGUAAAGGAGGAGAACCCAGGUUGGAGGCCUAAGCCUUUACUAAUUUCAAGCAUAUUGAGUUGGCUUAACGAUAGAGGAGAAGUUGAAGAAGCAGAAGCUUUUGUUGGUUCGUUGAAAACAGUGGCUGGAAUUGACACAAAUAUGCUAGGCCUUGAAUGAAGGUGUGGGAGAAGUUCGUGGAGAAUGAAGAGAUGAGAAAAUAGAUGAUCAAAAUUGAGAAGCCUGACUACAUGAGAGUUCUGGAGAUUUCAUGGAGAAUGAAGGGAUGAGAAAAUAUAUUCUCACAAUUCCAAAGCCAGAAUACAUGAGAAUUGGUCCAAGCAGAUUGAGUUGCUUAUUGGUAAAAGGGAGGUGGUACUGGAGUUUUUUUCCCCCUCUUAACUUGAUAGGAAUUAGUUUCUCUCUUAGGAGACAUUGUUUAUUUUCUAUAUGGUUAUAUGAGGAUUAAGAUUACUGUAGUUUUCUGGUUCUUGUGAAACUAAAUUAUGUAGUUUAUUGGAUGGUGUGAAGAACACUUCCGAAAAUUUACUCGAAAAACUUGUUGAUAUCCGAAGCGUGUCCUGGUAAUUUCUUUGUGCCAAAA